AUGAUGGUCCAGGCCUACGACCCCGGAACCACGGCGGCCCUAUCUGGGAUUUAUCCAUCAAUCAUGUCCCGCCCACAGGUUAGCAUCGAGAGGUUGCCCACUCGCCGUUUGAGCAACGAACCUCGCGAGUCGAUGAACUGCAAGUCAUGUCGGAAACGCAAGAUUAAAUGUAACCGUCUUCGCCCUGCUUGUGAAGCAUGUCAGGUCUUUCAAUGUCCAUGUAUAUACGAUGCUGUUCCCAAGAAGAGAGGACCGAAGACCGAUGUGUUAGAGGCAUUGCUCAAAAGAGUGGAUGGUCUGGAGGCUCGACUAAAAGACAAAAAGUCUGAGCCCGAGACACCCAUGUCUGAGAAUGCUCCUGCCAAUGCCAAUGACGAACCGUCUUCUGCGAUAUCAACAUCCAACGCAGGCUUGGGUGACAACCCGCCAAACUUCCCGCCGAUAGACACUACUGGUGCUCAAGACGUAGGAGAAUCUGCUCUCUACUCUCCCACGCCGCCAUCUGGGAUAGAACCCGAUGCCCUGCUUGACACGUAUUUCACCCGCUUCAACGCCAAACCAUUCCAUAUCUUGGACGAAUCUACCUUACGGCAACGUCUGCAACUGAAACAGGUUCCCAACUACCUCAUUCACGCCAUUUAUGCCGUGGCCUCGAGGUACACACCGCACCCCGGCGGUUACCAGUCUGCGGUGAGACUCGGCGAGGAAUACACAGCGCAAUCACGAUGCGAAAUCGACACAGACGAGCCAUCCGUCGAUGCCCUCCAGGCUUUGGUUCUCUUGGUGGCGGCUUAUACAGCUGCCGGGAAGGGGAAAAAAGCGUACAUGCUGCUGGCAAAUGCUGUCGGCAUGGCUAUAGCUUUAGAACUUCAUCGAGAAAUGGAUAUCAGUGUGCGGGUCCCGCCCGUUGAGCGAGAGAUGCGGCGGAGACUUUUCUGGACAUGCUACUUGCUUGACCGGUUCAUGGCCUGCGGCUCGAAACGGCCUUCUCUCAUUGGAGACAAGACGAUUAUCUUGCGACUGCCGUGCUGGUCGCCCCAUCCGACCUCAAUGCUUGUGGAGGGUGACUUUUUCCAGAGCAGCUCAAACCUACAGUACCUUCAGGGAAGCGGAAAGAAAUCUCAAGGGAGCAGCGGGAUGCUUAUCGAUAUAAGCCGCAUACUGGGUACGACGAACCGGUACCUAGCAGCUGGGGGUGUGAAGGGCGACUCCCACUUUCCGUGGCAUUCGCUAUCGAACCUCUCCAAGAUACGCCACGAACUCGACGUUUGGGCUUCAGGGACGGAUGAUGUCUUUUCGAGUUUGGAAACCUUGUUCGGCCAGGCAGAUUCCACGGUGCUUGUGCUAAGCAAGCUAAUCUACCACCUAAUCCAUUGCCUUAUAUACCGGCCGUUUCUUCCCAUCGACCUCUCGGAACUUUCCGGAUCGGGGCAACAUCAGUCGUGGCAAAUCGAAGCCACAAAUAUGUGUUUCUUACACGCCAAUGCCAUCGCCGAGCUCGUGGAACUUGGGAAGCAAGCAGCAUCUAUCGAGUGGCCUGCAUUUGUGGGGUACUGUAUCUGCACAGCUGGGACGGUGCAUAUUCACGGCGCUCAUUACACGAGAAAUGGAAGCACGGCCGAAAUGAACGUCUUCAGUUUGUCCACUGACUUCUUGUCGAGGGAGAUGCAACAGCUGAGCGAGUUACGAUACGCCUGGGCAAGUGUUCAGCACCAGAGGGAAACACUUCAGGGGAUCUAUCAAGCCCACUCGGAGCUUGUUAAGAGCCUGGCAAAUGAUUCGAUUCGGUAUUCGCCAGUUUUUCACCUGGACGAUUUCUUCGACCGUUAUUCCAGUAUCGGUGGCCCUGGGGGGCAAACUUUCAGCUUUGACGCCGCAAACCUAAGCCUUUCUGAUGUCGUCGUCGACUUCGCCACAGAUGCAUACACUGGUCACGACCUUUACGCUCCCCGCCUCAGUGGCACUGACUCUGGCAAUAGCCGGCUAGGCCUUAAACGAAAGAGCACGGGUCCUACUGGGCGGAAGAGGCCUGAUUUCAAGGGUCUCUCAUUCUCGAGAAGCAGCUUGAACACGAUAUCCGACCCAGGUCCUCCAGCACCUUCACAUAACCACCGCCACUCUUUCUCGAUGUCAUCCCAAUCGUCUUCUUCAAUACUACACACACCGGCAUCCCUCACAUCUCACCACGACACACAUCAACAGCGGCAACGGCCGGGAGCGACCCGGCCAACAAACGCGACAGGGGCUAUCACCGCGGGUCCGUCUAUCGCAGCCAAGCCACAUGCGCACUUGAAUGGCUCAGGUCAAGGUAUCUCGAGCAACUUACUUGGUGCAUCAUUGAGUCCGGCAUUCAACUUCGCGCAGCUUCGACCCUCAACACCAGGCCCAAGCGGCUCGCAAGGCUAUGACCCCAUGUUUGGAGACGUACCGACAAACGCCUUUUCGAGCCCAACCCCCUGGCAUGGCAAUGAUGAUGGAAGUGCCAGACCACCAGAUUCAGUAUCAAGUCCUAGGAGCAAUGGACCAGGAGAGGAGAAGGAUCCUUUCCUCAGCCUUCUUGAACAACUGGCCGAGAACGAGUCAUCAAUGGGCCUAGAGAGUGAGCUAGACUUUUUUUUAGCGGGAGCUCCGAAUACCGGCUAGGACACACCUUCCGGGCUGGUAUUCCCAGUUUGACUAGAAAUUAUCGGUCCCUAGAGCCAACCGCUCUGGAAAACUAGUAUAUGCGCUUCAUCCAGAUCACCGCCAGACAGGAACGUUUUUAUGUAAUGUCAUAAACGCUCUAGCCUCCCCCGUCUGGGAGCCAUGGCAUGAGACAGGGAGGGUGUAGAAUUUGGAU
Molecule: messenger RNA, 2839 nt
Organism: Lasiosphaeria miniovina
Lineage: Eukaryota; Fungi; Ascomycota; Sordariomycetes; Sordariales; Lasiosphaeriaceae
Product: fungal-specific transcription factor domain-containing protein
Exons: 6
Coding region: 1-2643 (880 amino acids)
Biological process (GO): DNA-templated transcription; regulation of DNA-templated transcription
Cellular component (GO): nucleus
Molecular function (GO): DNA-binding transcription factor activity, RNA polymerase II-specific; zinc ion binding; DNA binding
Source: RefSeq, a predicted model, not a curated record